Molecule: messenger RNA, 5568 nt
Organism: Scatophagus argus
Lineage: Eukaryota; Metazoa; Chordata; Actinopteri; Scatophagidae
Gene: inppl1b
Product: inositol polyphosphate phosphatase-like 1b
Exons: 28
Coding region: 1177-4839 (1220 amino acids)
Biological process (GO): phosphatidylinositol dephosphorylation
Molecular function (GO): protein binding; phosphatase activity
Source: RefSeq, a predicted model, not a curated record
UUUUCUACUUCUGAAGUGGUCUGAGGCAAUAAUCUUGUGCACCUACCACUUCUCGAAAGUUGUCAAUGACAGGAUACACCCCCACCCUCCACCCCAUCCUAGAGACCAUGGAUUACUACUUAGGAUGAAAAGGCACCUGCUGGCACCAGUGGCUAAUCUGGACAUGAGAUGUAAUUGUGAUUUGCGCUCUGAAAAACCGCUGGAGGCCACGCCAAUGUGGACGGGACUCUGACUGACAAGACACGCACGCCAGCACACAAACAUCCAGCGUGAAAGCGAGACCCCCGGAGUAGUCCAUAUCCAACCAGACACACUCUAAAUGGAAUCUGGGCUUGGAAGAAGCGAAGACAACUGCAGUCAUCAAACUGAACAUUUUGGAGGGUGUUCCUAUUCCCUUAUAUGGCAACAGAGCUGGGAAAUCAUUUGAAUUAGUCUGGUUUCUGUUGCAUGCCUGUCUGCUUUUAGUGCUGACUGAGUUCCAUCUGGUGUGUUUCUGUCUCUGUGUGCGUGUGUGAAUGUGUGGGUGCCGUGUGUGUGGCUUGAUUUGUUUGUUUUGCCAUUCUUGGUUCUUCUUUUCCAGUUGUUUGCAUGUGGGGUUUUUGUUUUGGUACAAGAGGAGGGCUUGUGUUUGUGGUUAAGCUAAAGGCACCGUCAUUGCCUCAGGGGUGGCUGCUUCAUUCAGACUGUGUAGCACCUCUUGCUAUUUUUCCCCUACCUCCUUCCUGCUCCCUCACUUGCACCGCUGUGAUGGUCUGUGUUUGUUGGAGCAACACACCCACCUGGGUGCAGAAACGUGCAACCAAGGACUGAAACCGGGUCUGUCUGUACAAGGAAUCUAUCAGAAAGGUGGACUGGAGCUUCUGGUGAGGAGCAGGCAGUGUUUAGAGUGGACUCACUUCCCAAUGAACUGGAUGUUUCUUUCUUUCUUUUUUAUUGCGACAAGAUGUGUGACCCAGAGGGAACUAAGAGAGGCCCAGGAAGUUCUAGCUGAUAUAGACAAACUUUGAUCAUGAGAAAAAGGAUUAUGGCAAAGUUCUAAACACAGAAGUAGAGCAUUCAGCACGGUCUGGUGCCGCCAACUUGAAUGACAGACAACUGGCGUUAAAUUUGUGUUAUGUCAAGUUCAUCGCCACAUGUGGAUUGUUUUUACCAACACAUCUGGCCAAAUUGAUUGCCAUGGCUACGGCAGCAUGGUAUCAUCGUGACAUCAGCCGUGUGCAAGCGGAGGACUUGCUGGCACGGGCAGGGAGGGAUGGCAGCUAUCUAGUGAGAGACAGUGAGUCUGUGCCAGGAGCCUAUGCUUUGUGCCUGCUGUUCCAACGUCAUGUUCACACCUAUCGUAUUCUUCCCGAUUCAGACGGCCUUCUAGCUGUUCAGACCACACAAGGGGUGCAGGUCAACUGCUUCCGCACGCUGGAGGAUCUGGUGUUGGGGUACCAGCAUCCCCACAAGGGCCUGGUCACUCCUCUUCUCUACCCUGUUCCCCGUGAUACAGACACUGGGGAUGAGAGCUCAGACGAUGAGAAGCCACCUCCAGUUCCAGCCUCUACCAACACAGUGCCUUUCACAGGAGCACCUGCAAAACCAGCCCCUCAUGCCCUGUUUCUGGACAAGUUACAGGAACUGAACGCAUCCAGCACUGCGGGUGAGAUGAUUGGUCUGCUCAGUGACUACCUCUUCAGCGAGCUGCCUCUCGACAUUGAGAAUGUGCAUAAAGGGGCAACAACUCUAUGCCACCUCAAGCGUACCCUGGGUACUGCCUGCCAAGGUCUACACAGUGAGAUUGACCUGACUCUCUCAAGUCUGGAAACCCUGGCCAAAGUCUUCGACCAUCCUAGCUGCACUUUAACACAUACCAAGGCACAGGAUCCAGAGAUGGAGAUAGACAGCUUGUUGUGUAAGAUUUCAGCUUUGGUCAGCCUCCUUUCUUCAUUGGAGAAAAAGGUAUUAAAAGCAUUACAAGAUGCUGUGACCAAUCACAAUCUGGCAGCGCAGCCCAACCCACCCCCUCCUGAACCGGCACCCACCAUCGUAACACCUGCCAAGAGUCACGCCAGACCGCUGCCUGUCCACUCCUUUCAGAUAAAGAUGGUGAGGUACGGUAGACAGACCGUUUCUGUGGACGUAGACACCGGGGUGCUGCUCUUUGACAGGAAGUCUGGUUCAUUUGGUAUAGAGAGGGUCUCACAUGACAGAAUCCUUCAGAUUGUCAAGUUCCAGAGUAGCCCGGCCAAGGUACGCAUGGUUGUUGACAGCCACCACAGCACGCCACGGGAGAUGAUGUUUGAGAGUGCACGGAAACGUGAUGCCUUCUGCCAACUCCUGCAGCUGAUGAAAACCAGGCACUCUCAACUGAGUGAACCUGACAUGAUCUCUGUGUUUGUUGGCACCUGGAAUAUGGGUGGUUCCCCUCCUCCUCGCAGUCUGCAGACAUGGGUGACCUGCUGCGGUUUGGGACGCACCCCUGAUGAGUCGACCGCCUUGCUCCCUCAUGACAUCUAUGCCCUGGGGACUCAGGAAAACCCUCAGGGGGAGAAGGAAUGGACAGAACACAUCAAAGCAACCCUUCGCAGCUAUACUCACAUUGACUUCAAACAAGUGGCAGUACAGUCCCUCUGGAACAUGAGGCUGGCUGUGUUUGUGAAGCCAGAGCACCAGAGUCGCAUCAGCCAUGUGAACACAGCCAGCGUGAGGACUGGCCUGGGGAACACGCUGGGACACAAGGGGGCUGUCGGAGUGUCCUUCCUCUUCAACGGAACAUCUUUUGGGUUUGUCAACUGCCACCUGACCUCUGGAAGCGAGAAAGUCCUGAGGAGGAACCAGAACUUUCUGGACAUCCUCAGACUGCUCUCUCUGGGCGAAAAACAGCUCGGAGCCUUCGACAUCAGCCUGCGCUUCACCCACCUCUUCUGGUGUGGAGACCUCAACUACAGACUCGAUUUGGACGUACAGGACAUCCUGAAACAUGUAUCUAAGAGAGAGUUUGAGGAACUCAUGUGUGCAGACCAGCUGACGCGAGAGAGACACAAGAGGAAGGCCUUUCUCAAUUUCAAGGAAGAGAAGAUUACCUUCCCACCCACCUAUCGGUAUGAACGUGGCUCUAGGGACUGCUACCUGUGGCAAAAGUACAAGACUUCGGGAGUGCGAGUCAACGUCCCAUCGUGGUGUGACAGGAUCCUGUGGAAGUCCUACCCAGAGACGCACAACGUCUGCACUGCAUAUGGUUGCACAGAUGACAUCUUCACAAGUGAUCACUCACCUGUUUUUGCCACAUUCGAAGUGGGAGUGACGUUGCAGUUCAGCUCCAAAACAGAUGUAAAUUCAAGCAUGGAGAGGGCCUGGAUAGAGCUUGAAGGCAUCGAGUCCAUUGUGAAGACAGCAAGCAAGGCAAAGUUCUUCAUUGAAUUUCAUUCAUCUUGCCUUGAAGAGACACGACGCUCAAGUGAGAAUGACUCGCAGAGCUGCGACGUCCCCCGGUUUCUCAAACUAGGAUGGUCUUUCAAACAACUGCCGAAGCUUCUUCCAAUCAUGUCCGACAAGGAGUAUCUGCAGGAUCAGCACCUACUGUUGUCUGUCAAGUCAUGCGAUGGCUUUGAGUCAUACGGUGAGUGUUGCGUGGCUCUGCGCUCACUCACUGGUGCUUCUGAACAGUUUGAGACAUUUUUGAGUCACCGAGGCGAGGAGAUGGGCUCAAUAAGAGGACGGGUCAGGAUCCAUGUGCCAAAGGACAGACGAGGAACGAAAGACAAAAGCUACGAGUUGUUCCAUUUUGAGAAAGAUUCUGGUAGAGGACACGCGUCUCCCGCAUCUACACGGGUUGCCAUGAACAGGUCCUCUGCAGUUCCUCCGAAACUAACUCCGAGCAGCUACACCAAUCCUGCCUACUUCAUCUUCGAAGGUGUGUCAGUGACGCGAAGGGUGGAGGAGGCUCUCCCUCCACGAAAGGACCCUCAGGUGAUCUGGUCUGGAAACGAGGCCUUGCAGCUCCCAAAAAUCUCAGGACGUCAGGGCUUUGACAGGAGACCCUGUCGCAGAUCAGACUUUACAGAGAUUGAAAUUCCAGUCAUCCUGCCCCAUUGCAAUCCAACUAAUGACCUUCAAACAUCACAAACCAACUCCUCCUAUCAGCUUUUCCCUGCCAAAAACCCAUCUCCCAUACCUCCACCCUCAAAUGACUCCAUGUCACAGUACCAGGAACAGACUUCCCAACACAGAGACAAAUAUCAUGGUAAAAAUAUAGUUCAAGAGUCCAUACUGCCCGAGAAGAACCUGAGGAACUUGUAUAUGAAUCACUCGGCAAUCAUCAGGGAAAAAGCCAGAAGGGAUCAACAUCAGUUUCUCCCAGAAAGGACCAAUCCCAUACAGGCAGCCAAAGCCACACCGGCAGCUUUCUCCUACAUCCCCACUCACUUAGCUCCCUGCCAGGUGUCUGUCCCCUGGAUAGCGAAGCAGCAGCCCCCUGGACCUACAGGAGACAACUCCCUCACUGCUUUGCAAAUUGCCAAGUCUCUUAGUGAAGUUGACUUCUUCCCCACAGAGCAGAAAGGCCCAUCCAUACCCCACCAGAGGCCAGGUUAUAGAAAUGGUCCUUCCAUGCAUGGGGACGGAGGCUACAGCUGGGAGAAAGAGGUGUCGGUCCUCCAUGGUGCACCUGAGACGGUGCGGGAGCUUCUCAGUGCACUGGGUCUUCAGAAAUAUACCCUGGGACUCAGCCUCAAUGGCUGGGAUGAUCUGGAUUACUUCAGUGGUAUCACUGAGGAGGAUCUACGCGCUGCAGGAGUGAUGAACCCUUCACACCGACGUAAGAUCCUCGAGAACCUGCCCAGGAACUGGAAUUGAGACACAAAGAAAUUAAAAAACGAUGGCGCUACAAAGCCUAAUAGUCUGCUCAACCAGAACUGGAAGAAGUGUUAGAGCUGAGAUCUGAAAGGAGAAAACACUGACCGGAUAUCAGUCACAUCAGCUGGCCUUUACCACGGCCCUGCCAUCUUUUCAUUUACUCGAUCAAUACUCGAACAAUAGUUUGCCUGUGUCAACACAGGAAAGGGGCAAUGACGCGGGAAGUACUUGUUGCACUGUCUGCUUUAUUCAUCUAUCCAUCUUGAAGGAUAAUAAAAGAGGUGGAUGAUAUGAAUGGCAAAACCAUAAUGCGUAUCUCCAGUUACUGACACAUAUACAAAUAUUGAUUAUGGUAUAAAAGUCUCAUAGAUUUUUCUUUUAAAUGAAUUUUAAAUGCCUGUAGAAAUACAGACCUUCAGUUUCCAAUGUUCACUCAAGGCUAGUGUUUACCAGUCAGCUUCAUCCCUCCUACUGUGCAUUUUCAAUUACUCUGCUAUUAUUGAGCCUGGAACUGAGCUUGUAAAAGCAACCUAUUAAACAUGUGGAGCAUAAAAUCCAUACAUGUACAUAUCUCCAGGAAGACUGUCUGUAAAGUUGGUAUAGAAGGACCUGCCAUCUCUCGUUUUGUUUACUGUCUCGUACUGUUAUGCUAUCGUGUCCCUUGAUCAGCACCUGUGUCCACUGUGCAUGUUUUAUGCAAGCUUUCUCAAAGUAAAGUGCAUAAAGCAA